UGAUACACCACCAUGUCCGACCUCCUUCCCUAUCCUCCUCUUGAUCCUACCACCUACGAUCUCAUCAUCGUUGGCACCGGAGUUCCCUCCUCCAUCCUCGCCGCCGGAGCUUCCUCCUCCGGUAGCUCAGUUCUCCACCUCGAUCCCAACCCCUUCUACGGCUCUCACUUCGCCUCCCUCUCUCUCCCCGAUCUCACUUCUUUCCUUAACUCAAACUCCCUCUCUCCUCCGCCCUCCAACACUCAUGACUUCCUCUCCGUGGACCUCGUCAACCGAUCCUUAUACUCCUCCGUCGAGAUCUCCACCUUCGAACCGGAGACACUCCAACAACACUCAAGAACCUUUAACAUCGACUUAUGCGGUCCCAGAGCUGUCUUCUGCGCCGACGAGUCCAUCAACCUCAUGCUGAAGUCAGGAUCAAACAGCUACGUUGAGUUCAAGAGCAUCGACGCAAGCUUCGUCGGUGAUUCUAGCGGAGAGCUGAGGAACGUCCCGGAUUCGAGAGGGGCUAUAUUCAAGGACAAGGGGUUGACUCUCUUGGAGAAGAAUCAGCUCAUGAAGUUCUUCAAGCUUGUUCAGACACACUUGGCUUCUUCCUCAACCGAACACGACGAGACAGCUGUUAAGGUGAUGUCGGAGGAAGACAUGGAGAGUCCUUUUGUAGAGUUCUUGUCAAAGAUGCGUUUGCCACCCAAAAUCAAAUCGAUCAUCUUGUAUGGCAUUGCCAUGCUAGAUCAUGAUCAAGACAAUAUUGAAGAAACCUGUGAACAUGUACUCAAGACCAAAGACGGCAUAGAUAGAUUGGCUCUGUACAUUACAUCUAUUAGCAGAUUUUCAAACGCACAUGGGGCGUUGAUGUACCCAAUGUAUGGACAAGGAGAGCUUCCACAAGCCUUUUGCCGUCGAGCCGCUGUCAAAGGAUGCAUCUAUAUUCUCCGGAUGCCUGUUACUGCUCUGCUUCUAGAUAAGGAAACUGGGGGUUACAAAGGUGUUAGACUCGCUUCUGGUCAAGAGAUAUUCAGCCAAAAGCUGGUUCUGGAUCCGAGUAUAACUGUUGGAGUGGAGUCAUUACCGUCAUUGACAGAUCAACAGAAGGAAACUCUUCGUGUUCUUGUCCCAAAGGCGGUAAGCAGUAAGGGGAAAAUUGCUAGAGGGAUAUGUAUCAUUAGAGGUUCCGUGAAAGCUGAUGUAUCAAACGCUCUUGUCGUAUAUCCACCUAAGACCUUGUUUCCUGAACAGUUAACUGCGGUUCGGGUUCUGCAGCUUGGUAGUGGUUUAGCGGUUUGUCCACCGGACAUGCAUGUUUUAUAUCUUUCAACUGUGUGUGACAACGAUGAUCAAGGCAAAACUGCGCUGUUAUCAGCCAUGAGCACUCUCAUUAGAGAGCAGGCUCCUGAGAAUCUUCAGACUGAUUCAAUAGUUGAGAAUGACACUGCUGUUACAAAACCUGUUGUACUCUGGAGAGCACUGUAUGUGCAAGAGCUUGUCAAGGGUGAAUUUGGAGGUGAAAUCAGUUCCACGUCUAGUCCAGAUGGAAAUUUGAACUAUAAUGAGAUUGUGGAAUCAGCCAUGAAGUUAUAUGAACAACUCGUGGGGAACAAAGAACUAUUUAAAGAAGAAACUGAGAACACAGCGGAGGAAGACGAUGGUGUUGAGAUAGAAGAUUAAUGAAUGAAUACUCAUUUCUUUCAUUGGAUAUAUAUUCAGAAAAUUCACAUCAAACAUUUUUAGCAAAUCUAUAAACAAGUCAAGUUAAUGGUC
This is a messenger RNA of Brassica napus (rape), 1761 nucleotides long. Its product is annotated as rab escort protein 1. The transcript is spliced from 9 exons. The coding region runs from base 13 to 1668 and encodes 551 amino acids. Gene Ontology annotation, cellular component: nucleus; cytoplasm; Rab-protein geranylgeranyltransferase complex. Gene Ontology annotation, biological process: intracellular protein transport; protein geranylgeranylation; small GTPase-mediated signal transduction. Gene Ontology annotation, molecular function: GDP-dissociation inhibitor activity. NCBI's taxonomy places the organism in Eukaryota, Viridiplantae, Streptophyta, Magnoliopsida, Brassicales, Brassicaceae. The record is from RefSeq and is a predicted model, not a curated record.